AUACUGUUAAUCACUAUGCCUGAAAACAAGAAAAUUUUCCCUUCUCCUGCUGGAGAUGAUCAAAGCAAGAUAAGUGAAACAUGUCUCAAAGCAAAGGCUCUCAGAGAGACGGCACGGGCAAGGACAGAUGCAGACAAUGCCACAUCACAAGGGUUGGUUCUAUUUGGUGCCCCUAAGGAAGCCAUCAAAAUUUUUCAUGAAAGUGAAAUGACAAAUACUGAAGAGGUGAAUAAAGGUAUUUACUUUAGCUACCCAUGUCGACGUCAUAGCUGUGCUGUAGUAAACAUCCCAGCACCAUGUGUCAACAAAAUGAUUGCACACAUCGAAGAUGUGGAGUCCAAAAUACAGGAAUAUUUGAAAAGGUUUGAAACUUCUUUUGAAGAAUGGAGCAAAACUUCUUCCAUGAAAGGUCUAAAAGAAGAUCGGAGUAUUACUACACCAGUGGCAGAGGUCAAUCCAGAAGAAAGGAGAGAUAAAACAUGUCCAGAAUUAAAGCAAGAAAUGGAAACAUUACUAUCAGAGGCCAUCCAUCUCAUUAAAAGUCUAGAAACUGACCGGGCAGAAGCUGAAGAAGCUUUAAAACAACAAAGAUCAAGAAAGAUACUGCUUAACACAACAAUUGACUCUUGGUCAAUCUGGAAACUUCAACAACUCCCAUUAGCUGUGCAGAAAGAACACGAGGCUUAUUUAAGAGAUUUUAUAGAAUUACGAUGGCAUCUUGAAGAUAAAGUUAAUCAACUAAAACAUUUUGAGGAACAAAAGACACAGUUAGAAGAAACGAAUGCAAAGAUUCAAGCAGACAUAGACUUCAUGUCUGAACAUAUCCCUCUGCUGAAGUCAAAGCAGGACCAAGAACUUGAAGCUCUGAAGGAAAUUUACACACAAAAAAGAGAGGUAACAGAAAUAUUUGAUCAAAUUCAUGACGAACUUGAAGAAGCUUCAGAUGCCUGCAAAAAUGCCAAAUUGAGGGCUAAACAAAAUAAAGAAGAAAUGGAUAAAGAUAUUCACGGUGACGAAAUAAACUUAGAGAUCUACAAGAGAGAGCUAGAGAAACUUACCAAUCUAUGUAGUCACUACUCUUCAUCAAUACACAACGUUAAUACUGACAUUGAGGAGAAGGAAGAGACUGUGACUGAAGUAAUGAGAGAAACAAAGUCAUCAAAGAAUGAAUUAUCUGCUCUAUCAAAAACACUAGAUGAUUUGAGAAAAACUUAUGAUCAACUAACCUGGAAAAAAAAAAUUUUUGAAAAGCAGUAUGUGGAAGCACUUAAUACUUUUUAUGCUGCAAAAAAAUCAUGGGAUAUUGAGCUUUCUAAUGUCUCAAAAGAUUAUGGAGAUAUUUCAAUAGCAUAUACUCAAGUGACAGAAGACAAUAAAAAACUUAUGAUGGAUCUUGACGCUGUAACAAUUCAAAUCAGUGACAGUGUAAAGAAGAAAACACAGUUUGAGUCUGAAAUCAAAUCUUUCACAAGAAGGAAGGCAGUGAAUGACAAUGUUCUCAAACAACUCUAUAAGGAGGCUUAUCACAUCGGUGCUAUUUUCCACCUAACCAAACAUAAAUCAGAUGAAUUGGAAACUAAAGUAGCAGAAGUGAGAAGAAAAUUCAAGGGUAGAGAAGAAUUCUUGAAAAAAUUCACUCGAGGUAAAGUGGCUACUGGAAUGAUGAUUCAGAAAAACCUGUAUUCCAUUCAUGAAGCGCAGCUACUGGAGAGGCAGGAACUUGUGAAACAGAAAGCCAUAUAUGACCUGGCAAUGGCAGAAAUAGAAGCACCUAUGCGUCAACUAGAAGAAGAGGGAGCAAGAAUCGGAAGGAUCCACCAAGAGCAGUCUGAUGCACUUAAUAAAAUAAUGGAGAGGAAAAAGAAUGUUAAAAUACAGGUGAAAAAAACAAAGAAAAAAUUGCAAAAAAAGGAGAAGAAAACCCGUCAUGCACUAAUAAAAACUGAGGAUGAACGCUCAGUGAUUUUUCACAAAUUAGAAACAGCAAAAAGUAAAACAGUUAUUUGCCAUGAAAAAAUAGAUGAAUUGGAUGAGGAAUUAAGAGCACAAGAAGAGAGAAAAAGAAGUUUUGAUCAGGCACUUGAAAUUCUAAAGGAGAAAUUUGUAUCUAUGAGAUUUAAAAAGGAACAGGCACAAAUUGUCUUCGAUCAUUACAUGCAAGAGAAAAGAAACUGUGAAGACAGAAUGUUAGAGGACGAUCAGAGGUUUAGAAUGCUUCUUGCUAUAAGGCAAAAAACUCUGGAUGAAAUUAAACUCUGUGAGCUGCAGAGAAGGCUGCACAAGCUGUGGCCGGAGUACUUCAGACUGGUGGUCCUCUUCAGCCAGAUGAGGCUGGCCAACAUCCAGGCAGACUCUCAGGAGAGUAUUCAGAAAAUAUUAGCUGUGCAGGAGGAAUCUUCAAAUUUAAUGCAACACGUCUUAGAUUUCUUCCAGACUUUGACAUAUGACUCAUGCGAAAACGAUGGUUAAGCAAACAACCAAUGUAUCUUGGAUGCUGAAAUAAAAGACAAGAAAAGUCACACAGUUCAGAUAACAGUGUAAUUGGACAUUCACCUGUUUGCCAUUUCACACUUCCAUGGACGAAAAAACUCACUCACCUCCCAGCAUGCUUUGCCACUCUUUUACUUACAGCAAAUCCAUAACAAUGAAACAGGUGACUUUCAUGCUGCUGUCAGGAACGAUCUAAUUUCAGCUCUGGGUGACUGAUUGCAAUUGGCUUUGCCUCAUCUGAUAAUUAAUCUAUGUCACCAUUAAUUGGAAGAGAGAAUAAUUACUGGCGGUGUUGACAGUGACUGUUCGCUUCCCCAGAUUUCCCCAUCGUGUUGGCCCAAAUAAAGGCUUUGCCAUUCAGUACUUAAAGUUUGUGUAAACUGUAACAAUAUCUAUGCCCAUGUGACACUUUCAGACACUCCAUCUAAUGUACUUUUGUUUUUGUGUUUACCAAUCUUUUUUAGCUCGCUGAGAGCUGUCUCUCUCAAUCACUCCUCACUGUUCUAUCUUAAUUUUGUGGAAGUUUAAAGUUUUCAAUGAGCUGGAGAUGAAUGAUUAAUGAAUAAAUUUAAAUGCUU
This is a messenger RNA of Lemur catta (Ring-tailed lemur), 3068 nucleotides long. RefSeq names its product coiled-coil domain containing 178 (gene CCDC178). The record is from RefSeq and is a predicted model, not a curated record. The transcript is spliced from 20 exons. Bases 16 to 2469 code for a protein of 817 amino acids. NCBI's taxonomy places the organism in Eukaryota, Metazoa, Chordata, Mammalia, Primates, Lemuridae.